CCAUCAAAAAUCCUGAAUAUGUCACCCAAUGAACUCAAGAUGUGAUGGUUUUUGUCAAGUUCAAAUAAAUAAGAUCAUGCUUGAAACCAGAAGGCAUCAUGAGCUUAAAGUAACUUCCGUUUUGUUUAUUUUUGGAAAAGGAUGGAUUGACUGCUGAGGAGAUGGCAGCAACUAAAGAGCCUGAUGAGUCCGAGCGUAUGCAGAUGACAGAAGCGCGGUGUUCAAGAUGCACAGAAUGUAAAGUGGGUGUAAGGGAAAUCAUCCAAACAGGACAUGGAGAACGAUAUAAGUUGGAGUGCAUUGCCUGUGGUCAUUCUUGGUACGCCUCUAGGGAUGAACUCUCUAUGCUGACGAUAGAUGCGGCAACUAAUUCUACAAAAAGUGUUGGCACCGCACCAUGGGCAACUGCCAAAUUUGAAGAUGUGGAGAAGAGUCUACUCAGUCCCCGUGAACCCGAAAAAGCCACCGAGGACCUCUUCAAGAAAACGAGUGAAGCAUACAUGCCCGUAUUGGAUAGCCCGAAAUCAAACAAGUCUAGAAAGGAAGAUAACACAGAACCUGCUAAAAAUGCACAGUAAGGCAUCUGACCUUGUUUUAUGUUUUGUUUACACUUAGGUUCGAUCGCAGUGUACAGAUAGACAGGAUGCCAUAUGUAUCUAAGUUCUCCAACCCUCUUCUCUGUCGCCUCAAGCUGUCGUGAACUAUUAGCUAGGUUUACAGUUAUAACCAAUUACCUAACCCAACUUUUACGUAGAAUCCAUGUUUCUACAAUCUUCUUGCAUAGUAGCUGGUAUUGGUUUUGUAAAGAGGUAUUUUGAUUUCUAAAUGAUCCUUGUAGGUUACUUAUCCCUGAAGAAAGGUGGGGUACCAUUAGCAGCCCUAGCUUUUCUUGCUAGAUUCAUGGAUUAGCUUGCUUCCUAUUAGUUCCUUUAAUAGUAGCCUUUAAAAUAUUUAGCCUACUCUGCUAAGAUGGCCUUAUAUCUAUCCAAGGAAGCCCCAAACAUGUAAUAGCUAUCUCUAUCAUUCUCUCUUAGUGCUCUUUUAUUGUUUAUUGGCCAA
Molecule: messenger RNA, 1059 nt
Organism: Cucurbita pepo subsp. pepo (vegetable marrow)
Lineage: Eukaryota; Viridiplantae; Streptophyta; Magnoliopsida; Cucurbitales; Cucurbitaceae
Source: RefSeq, a predicted model, not a curated record